AUGCGAAAGUUGGAAUGGGACGACAUGGGAGUGAAGGUUGAUGGUCGGCAGCUACACCAUUUGCGCUUUGCUGAUGACAUCGUACUGAUAACACCUAGCAUCAGCCAAGCGGAACGAAUGCUGACCGAAUUCGACGAAACAUGUGGAUGCAUCGGUCUUCAGCUGAAUCUACAAAAGACGAUGUUCAUGCGGAACGGAUGGGUCUCGGAUGCCCCAUUCACGCUCAACGGAACGAACAUAUCCGAAUGCACCAGCUACGUUUAUCUGGGUCGGGAAAUAAACAUGAUGAAUGACCUGACCCCCGAGCUGGGCAGGAGGAGACGAGCGGCUUGGGGAGCGUACAAGAGCAUCGAGGAUUUAUUGAAGAAGACCAGGAACACCCGGCUCCGUGCUCACCUCUUCAACACCACCUGCUUCCGAAGCAUAGGUCAAAGCACUCCUUCCUGCUUUGACCUAUGCUUCGGAAACCUGGGUAUUUCGCAAGCAGGAAGAAAACGCGGUGAGCGUCAUUGA
Molecule: messenger RNA, 513 nt
Organism: Necator americanus (New World hookworm)
Lineage: Eukaryota; Metazoa; Nematoda; Chromadorea; Rhabditida; Ancylostomatidae
Exons: 1
Coding region: 1-513 (170 amino acids)
Source: RefSeq, a predicted model, not a curated record